AUGGCAGCAGAAGGAUGCGGGUUUGAGAAAACUUUCACUUUCACCUCUCUUCCAUCUAGGAAGUUUACAUUUCUUCAAGACCGAGAGACGUUAUCAUUUUUGAUGAAAUGGUCUAUGCUGGGAAGAUUGUCAGCUCAGGCAUUUAGCUUUGACCAGAGCUUCUUUCCCUACAACAGUGAAAACUUUGCCCAUUGUUUUUUCACUGACUCCAAUGUGGUGUCCAUUCUGAAGAAGGUAGAGACCAAAGCCUGGGUGCCUUUUGGGAAAACUGUAAAGUCUGUUAAAGUGGAAGUGGUGUCUUGCUCAAAGGUCUCAGUGGAUUUGUUUGACCCAAUUUACUCUUGUGGCAUUUUGAGGCCCAGUGGACAAAUUGUCAAAUGUUUCCAUGAAGUCUAUCCCGACUAUGAUGAACUAAGACAAAUGUUGCUUGAUGAGGAGUCGGAGCAUUACCCUGUGAUCACUCCAGAAGAACGGCAGGAAUUUCUGUUCCGACUUUUUAAGCACCUGUGUCUUGGGGGAGAGCUGUGUCAGUAUGAGGAAACUAUUGAACCUUACAUCCAUACCACAAAGCAAAUCUACAAAGAUCUAAUCAGUGUCCAGAAAGAUCGAGAAACAAAAAAGAUCAGUGUUGUGACAACAGUUCUCAAAGUUUCUGCUUUUGAUGAGUCAGAACCAUAUUUCCCUGGACGACCUGAAGAGGAGGAGCAAACCUUUGCCUACUUGAUUGUGGACCCGUUUAAAAGGCAUGUGAUAUUGAUGUACCAUAUUUAUGGAAUUGGAGAUUUUUCAUUUUAAUUUGUAUCUUUAUGUGUCAAUAUAUGAUGACAUGUUUGCUUACAUUUGAUGUACAUAUUCUGUAAUAUAGGCUAUU
Molecule: messenger RNA, 871 nt
Organism: Boleophthalmus pectinirostris (great blue-spotted mudskipper)
Lineage: Eukaryota; Metazoa; Chordata; Actinopteri; Gobiiformes; Gobiidae
Gene: cfap300
Product: cilia and flagella associated protein 300
Exons: 7
Coding region: 1-795 (264 amino acids)
Source: RefSeq, a predicted model, not a curated record